Molecule: messenger RNA, 1784 nt
Organism: Erpetoichthys calabaricus (reedfish)
Lineage: Eukaryota; Metazoa; Chordata; Cladistia; Polypteriformes; Polypteridae
Gene: selenou1a
Product: selenoprotein U 1a
Exons: 6
Source: RefSeq, a predicted model, not a curated record
UGGCCAAUGAAACGUAGCCGAGCAAUGAGGACGAAGGUCUGAGGGUUACUGCGAGGGCAUUCGCCAAUCACCAGUCUGGCGGCGUAGUAGUAGCGGUUGGUUUGCGGCUGGCAGCGUCACUGUCUUACCUGUCAUAACCACAUAACGUUUUAAGUCAUAAUAGAUGUGCCCGCUGCAGGGUGCAGCAGGUUACAUCACCAUGGGAUUGUGGACACUUGGCAUGGGGGCUAUUGGAGCAGCAGUUGCUGGGAUUAUCUUGGCCAACACUGAUCUGUUAUUGUCAAAAUCUGAAACCGCAAGCUUAGAGUAUCUAGAAGAGGCAGAUUUAAAAACUGUAGAUGAUGAAGGAAGAAGUUUCAAAGCUAAGGAGCUGUGGCAGAAAAAUGGAGCAGUCAUCAUGGCCGUGAGAAGACCUGGAUGAUUUUUAUGUAGAGAGGAAGCCUCUGAGCUGUCCUCUCUGAAGCCUACACUGGACCAGCUUGGUGUUCCUCUGUACGCUGUUGUGAAAGAGGUGGUUGGGACAGAAGUCAGGGAUUUCCAACCAUAUUUUAAAGGAGAUAUCUUCCUGGAUGAAAAAAAAUAUUUUUAUGGUCCUCACAAGCGCAAGAUGGGCUUUUUGGGACUCCUGCGAUUGUCAGUUUUACAGAACUUUUUUCGAGCCUGGCAAAAAGGCUUCCAAGGCAACAUGGAUGGAGAGGGGUUCAUUCUUGGUGGGGUUUUUGUAAUAGGAUCAGGGAAACAAGGCAUUCUUCUAGAACAUCGUGAGAAGGAAUUUGGAGACAAAGUAAAUAUCACAUUGGUCACUGAAGCUGCUAGAAUGGUUGAAGCCCAAAACUAAAAUAAAGUACACAGUAUUGGUCAUUAUAAAAUGUAAAAAAUUGUUCCCGGGGGGGGGGGGGGGAUGUUGAACCUUAGUAUCAUUGUUCCCUUUGUGCUUAGCUGAGGUACUAAAGUCUGUUUAUAUAUAAAAAUAGGACCUAAUCAAUGUGCCCAUUGUGUACAUGUCUUUCCAUAUUAGGGAGCCUCUUUUUCAACUAGUACAUUGUACUUCUCCAGCAAUAAUCGUAAUGGGUAACAUUGUGUAUGAUCAGUAGCUGAAAAACAACUCGCUGUUCUAAAAAUAUUGUUGUUAUUUCUUUUUUAUAGGUUAAUGUAAUUUUACUAAAGUUAUAUUUCAGGAAAUGGUCUAUAAUUUGAAAAAAAUCUUAUUUAUUUUUAACACCAACUCAGUUAAAUCGAAAUUUUAUUAGAAAUUUCUUUUAUAAUGAAUUUUUAGCAUGUCUAAUUUAUUGAAGUAGUAUCAUAUUGUCCUUGUAUUUGAAGUUUAUCACAGAAAACAAAAUUAAAUUAAUUUUUUGAAUGUAAUCUUGUAGAUAUACAAUUCUCUUUAGUGAUAAUGGUUUAUAUUGCCAUAAUAUUACUUAGCAGUGUUAUUGAUUUAAUAUGGUAAUACACUAAUUCACUUUUGCAUGUCUUCAAUAGUAAUAACAGAAAAGAUGAUUGUAUUUUUGCAACAUAGACAAUUACAUGAUUACUCAUAUGUAUCCAAUGAUUUAAUUUUUAGUAUCCCUUUUUUUCCUUUGUUAAUGUUUUGAAGUCCUCUCAAGAAUGCUUAAAUGCCCUGAUAUCUGGUGUGUAUCAUAAUCUAGUGCUGUGUUGAUGAAAGCCUGUGUUUUAAAAUGACAGAGCACAGACUUGAUGUUUACAGUGACAGAUCUGGACACACAAGCAUAUCAGGCUACCUUAUACUGUAGUUGUAACAUGCAAUAAAACCUUUUGAAGUC